GUAGUGCAGUACAUCAUCCGUGGACGGGCUGGGUUUAAAAACAAUUAACUGUCUAACCUGUUCGUUCUUGUACAUGAGAGGAAAGUCAGCUGUGUGUUUGAUGGCGAGAUGACUUCCGCUUUCCUCUCAGCGCUCAACAUUCUCACCAAACCUCUUUGCGAAGCGCCUGCGCGUGAUGCUCAGUCCUCACACCAAGAGGCUCUCUUGGCAGUGCUGCGAGCCAACAGAGCCCUUCUCUUGGAGCAGCUUCAAAGUGAGAGCAGCUUUGAGGAGGUGAGGAGGCUGAGGGAGGAGGCGAAGGUGGAGGCAGACUGGUUCACUAGUGAUACAGACGACGCCACAUGGGGCUUUGUCCAGGAGUGCCUCCUACUGCUCCUCACCUUAGCGCGACACCUCUGUGUUGAACUCGAACUUUUCAAGGAGACUCCCACUCCCUCUGCAGCUAAACAAUGCACCCCUGAGAUGGCCCCCCCUUUACCACCUGAUGUCCUCAGUGUCACCCAGCAGAAGUCGCUCGGAGCUGUUCUUCAGUUUGUGGUUUCUCUGGGGCUCUGCCCCUACUUGGCCCCUGGAGUAGGUGUGCCACUCGGUCACAGGUCAGCGUUUGGAGCCACGGUGGAAAAACUAGUGUGCAGCGGGACUGUGCCAGCAGUGCGCCGCCGCCUUUUCAUCACCACAAAAGUCCUAUUGCAGUUGACGGAGCUGUCAUCUCUUGCCACUUUGGUGUUCACGCGGCAUCUGGGGGAUGUGAUGGCAGCACUGUGCCAGCUUGGUUACCAGCCAGCAGAGAGAAACGGCACACAGGAGGUGAAGAUGCAGGAGCUCAGUGCUGAGGAAUGUCAAAGUUGCAAGGAGUCCCUUAAAAGCCUUUUAGGAAAAGUCUACCAGCCAAUCGUUAUCAAGGAGCUGCUGAUCCUCCAAGGCGGACCCAAACAGUCUGGGUCCGGCAGCAGGGCAGCCCUGGCACCAGCUCCGGCCUGGCUGAGGCGUCUGUGCGGUGAGCUGCUGUCUGAGCGCCUGGUGCAGCCCAGUGGUGUCCAGGCUGUAGUCAGAGCCGUCCUGGGGGGAGGAACAGGGGGCGAGUCAGACUGGAGGAAAUGUGACUGUGUGGCCAGGAUCCUGGUGACCUGCCCUCAACAGUCUGCCUCCGCAGACAGCUACUACAGACAACUCUGUCCACAGAUCCUCGACCUCCUGCACUUUAAAGACAAGCUGACAGCCCAACAGUUUCAGCGUGUGGCCACCAGGGCGGUGCUCUCUGUGGUACAGGAGAAGCCCAGCUUUGCCCAGCAGUACCUGCUCACUCCUCUGCUUGCACCUCUCCACCGCUGCAUCACUGCUUCCAACGAGGGUCAUUGCCAAGCAGCUGUGGAGGAAUGGGAGCUGACGCGUUGUAUGGAGGACGUGUACAAGAUCUGGGUGGUUGGAAACAGUCCGUCAGCUUCUCUACUCAGCGCUCUACAACAAGUUCUUCCUGUUAUCUUCACACUCUUCUGUUUCACCAAACAGAACGUCUCCCACCUACGCGCCCCCUCUCAGGAGAUUUUGCUCUGGUACCUGAGCCACACUGAGACGUGUGCAGCCCUGUCAGCACUGAGGCAGCUGUCGGGCCUGCAGGGACACAAGGUGGCAACAGACCUCCACUUCACCCCGGGCAGUGAUGGAGGAGCCAGACUCUACCCCAGAGAGAGCAGCAGUGAUGAGGAUGAUGCUCUGUAUGAGAAGCUGUCAGGGGAGCAGUGGAGGCUGGAGUGCCUGAUGCAGCUGCUGGCUGAACUGAAAGACUGUGACCUGCCUGGAGACUUCUUCCUGGACCUGCUGCAGGAGCUGACCAGCUGGGCGGCUGCAGAAGAUGAAGAGAAGGAGGACGAACAGGAGUUGGACGUGUCAGCCAUGACGCUCCUGGAGGUGGAGCAACAGCUGCUGGUGCGAGCUGCGAGGCGAGGCCAGAGACUUACUUUGCUUCAGGUGUUGGCUGUGAUGGUUGAGUCUCUGCAGCACACUGUGCUGCUGAGAAAAACCACACAGGUGGUGGACUUCAUGGUGUCUGUCCUUCAGAGGGCCUGUGUUGGUCUCGAUGAGGCCACUGGUCCAGGUCUUGGGAACCCGUUAGAGAGCCAGACGCUGAGCAUGGGGAUGGGCCUAGUCGCCACUCUGCUGUCUGGACCUCAGCUUAGUGCAGAGGACUACUCUUCUAUGUCGAGGCUGCUCCCACCACUAGAGACGCUAUCUCAGAAGCACUCUGAGGUGGUCGUCCAGGAGCUGGCAUCCAACCUCAGAGCUGUCAUUGCCACUCACGGCGCCUACUGGCCUGAAAAUCUCACCGCUGCCGCUCAGCCCUCCAGAAACCCUCAGACUACGGCAAAUAACACCAGUGUGCCUUCUAGGAGAACGCAAGAGAUGCACACUGAAGCAAACGACUCACAGACUAGUCCUCAUUCAUCUUCCACGGAUAGUACUUCACCUGGCAACACCUACGUCAGACACCCAGCAUCCUCUGGAGGGUCUGAGGCAGGAAGAAGUCCAAAAGGCAGAGAGAGGACCUCUGGCACCAGUGACCCUUGCCCCCCUACCAAGCCCUUUUCUGAUUGGCUUCUAGAGGCUUGUGACCCAGAUGUGCCAACCAGAGCGUUCGCCCUGAGGGUCCUGACCAAGAUGGUGCAGAACAGAAACCCAGAGGCCAUCCAGGCCCAGGAGAAAGUCCUCAUGCUCUUCUUAGAAAACCUGGAGCAUGAAGACUCAUUCGUCUACCUGUCAGCCAUUCAAGGUCUGGCUACAUUGGCUGAUUCCUACCCUGAAAUGAUUCUGGAAAGGCUCCUAAAAGACUUCCAACACGGUCCCUCCCUCCCAACAUCCAACAAGGAGCACUCCCUGGAAACCCGCCUCAAAGUGGGAGAAGUCCUGAUGAGGGCGAGCAGGGCUAUGGGGGAACUGGCAGCCCACUUCGGCCUUCCUCUGGUGGGUGUCUUCCUGCAGGGAACCAGGGACCCAGACCAAAGUGUUCGGGCCAGCAGCCUGUCCAACCUGGGGGAGCUCUGUCAGAGACUGGACUAUACCCUAGGACCGCUGGCUCAAGAGCUGAGCUCCUGUCUGACUGCACUGAUAAAGACUGAGAAGGAGGCAGAGGUGAGGAGAGCUGCUGUCCACGUUAUCACCAUGCUGCUCCGAGGCCUCAGCGACAAAACCACCCAGGUUCUCAGUGAUGUUUUGUUGGACCUGUACCGAGCUUUGAAGUGGGUGGUUCGCUCAGACCCAGAUGAUGUCGCAGUGCUCCAUGCCCAGCUGGCUCUGGAGGAGCUUGAUGACAUAAUGAAGAGGUCCAUCUUCCCUGAGCAGAAGCUGGAGAAAAAGAUUGUUGUCCUGCCAUAGAGCUGGAAUUUUAUUUCUGUGGAGUCUUCAUAACCCAUUCAUAGUUCGGACUUAAAGAGGACUUUAUUUUUAUGUGCUCUGCUUUUACACAGCACUAGUCCUUCAUGUGAUUUGGCUUUUAUGGCCAGGAGGUUUCAGAGGUACAGACCAACAGUCGGCAAACGGCAGCAGUUAAAUCCUGCAUGCGUAUCAAGUCUAUCCUUAAAGAAAGAAAUGGUGACCCUACACCAUUGUGUUCUGCUGUACCACCAACAAUCCACUUCCAAAAUAAAGUUUACCAUUUUCUCA
Micropterus dolomieu (smallmouth bass) is the source of this 3657-nucleotide messenger RNA. RefSeq names its product transport and golgi organization 6 homolog (Drosophila) (gene tango6). NCBI's taxonomy places the organism in Eukaryota, Metazoa, Chordata, Actinopteri, Centrarchiformes, Centrarchidae. The transcript is spliced from 19 exons. The coding region runs from base 109 to 3369 and encodes 1086 amino acids. Gene Ontology annotation, biological process: protein secretion. The record is from RefSeq and is a predicted model, not a curated record.